UUGGAUAUUUAACACUAUGAGAUCUGUGUCCUAUCUGGAUGCGAAUUGAAACGUAUUAUAAUUAUUUAUUAUGCUACAGUAAACAGUAAUCAAUGGCGUAUGCGUUGCUAUCUUUUCGCUAAAUAUUGUUUUAAGACACAGGAUCAGGAUGUAUGUGGUUUACAGCUGAGUCAUAGGAGUUUUGUAGGGCUUACAUGUGCAGAACGUUUACCCUGCAACUUUGCGUUUAGAGUUAGGUUAUUAAUGCAAAGUGAUUAUCGCUCUUAGAGUGGAUAAGAUGAAAGUGUAGAUUUAUGUCACCAUGUGACCGAGAAGCGGUGGUGGGCUGGCGUAUGGCACUUAUUGACAGACAAUCGCUACUUGCACACUCGAGUGUCACGACCCCUGGUGGCCACUCCGUCCCUCCCCGAUGUAUGUAUAGAGGUUACCGUGUAAGAACUCGUUCAUUACUCUAUUUUCAUUCUCCAAUUGUGCUGAGAAUUUCCAACUCGUCCGCGUUGCGUCAGAGCCGUGAUUCUCUCUCUAGCUAUCAAACAAGUUCGCUUAGCUCGGUUUUGCGCUAAUCGAAUCUACAGUACUUCAGCCAAAGUGAAUUCUUUCCCUCACUAUUGGCCACAGAUGUGCGAAUAAUGGAGGACUUUCGAGCUCGCUGCACGCCACUGCGCUGCAGCUCGACGCCCUGCUCUCCAGUCAUCUCCAGAUCGAAUUCGUUUGCCGUUUCUAACCUCUUCAAGUUCCUGUCAAGAAGCCGGGAAGACGCCAUUUCGACGUGUUGCGCUACCAGUCCAGAGCGGUCGAAAGCAGAAACUCAUACUACACAGCUGGAUGCAAUGCCCAGGAGCAGACCGUUGUCCAGUUGGAAACCGUCAACACCUGUUCAGCUCUAUCGCCGUUUGCACAGUGUGCUCGCGUUGCGCCUCGGCGAACGAGACGACGUGAGGUGUGGAUAUGAGGCGGCUGUGGCGUGUACAUGGCUACGAGAUGCAGGAUUUCCUCAGUACGCUCAACUAUACGAAGCUGGGGAAUUUCCAGUAGAUGUGACAGAGGCGGAUGUGAGGAGAGAUCACGAUUUCUUGCAAAACGAUGAGCUAGGAGCUCUAAUGAGGAGACUUGACAUUCUUCGACGGUAUACCGGUCUGCGUUCGGAAGACUCCAAGUAUGACGAGUCCGAAGAGGAGGAAGAACACCAUCGAGCUAUCAGUAACAAAUGGAAAUUUCGUAAGACAAAACGCCAGUGGUGGCGUAGAGAUAGGAGAAAAACGAGUCGACAACAGAGUUUGAGGACACAAGCUAUUGGCCGGUCUCUACUCGCUGCAAAGAGCUCAAGUAGUAGUGAUGUUCGAUCGCCAGUAGUCCAGCCAGAGGGUGCUAUAGCACUCACAACGGCGUGUGCAGCAGCAGUAGCUCUUACUCCAACAAUAGGCAGUACUCUUUCUCCAUCUGGAAGCAGCACUGUCAGCUCUGCAAGUUCGGACUCUAUUGUUCUAGAAAACUCGUAUGUAUUAGAAGAUGGGGGCCAUAUGGCUGACGAAGAUCUAAUGUCGACACAUGAUAGAAUGGCACUAGCAGACAAUCUGGUGGCAUCGGGCAUUAACACUUCAGCGUCAACAACAAGCUCAGGUGACCAGAGUAAUGACAGUGAUUUUGACAGUGGAGCUUGUUCUGGCGAUAAAGAAGAAACGAAUGAGAGCUAUGAAGAGGCGCAAGUACCGAGACGACGAGGGAGUCAUUUAAAGUGGACUCAAGUCGUAUCAGCAGAUCCCGGAGCGAAUGACCCUGAAGUCGCAGUAAGUAAAGAGCAUACUAAGCCCGUUGUCGCAAAGAGAAAGCGUAUACGAUGGCACAGUUUUCAGAAGCAACAUCGAGAUUCCAUUCUGGUGCGAUCAAGAACGCAUUCGCCGAUAUCAGAGAUGUCAACAGGAAAACUUACAGUUCUUAGAAAACUUGCCCUUCUCAAACUCACUUCAAUGAUCGAGAGGUAUGCGAGUAUCUCAGCAGAUGGCCACUACUCAAUUGGCUCUGUCCAUCGAUAUAUCAAAAAGCAUUUGGCGAAGCAACCGGAUUACUCACGAAAGAAGCUCUUUGGGGUUCCACUGCAUGUGAUGGUUCAGAGAACUGGUCAACCUCUACCUCAGACCAUUCUGUACGCGAUGCGUUAUCUGAGAAGAACAGCUAUCACUUCAGUCGGACUGUUUCGUAAGGCAGGCCUGAGAGCCAAGAUACAUCAACUAAGAGCAAUCAAUGAGGACAAUCCCGAUAAUGUUCACUACGCUGACUUCUCACCAUACGAAGUGGCUGAUAUGCUGAAGCAAUAUUUUCGAGAAUUACCGGAGAAACUCUUUACAUACAAGCUGUCUGAAAGCUUAAUUCUCAUCUCAGCAUUUGUUCCAAGAGAAGUUCAAUUACAGGCCAUGCAGGCGGUUAUGCUUCUCUUGCCUGAUGAAAACAGAGAGGCACUUCAGUCAUUAGUACUCUUUCUCAAAGACAUCGCGGAAUACUCAAGCAAGAAUAAGAUGACGGCCGAGAAUCUUGCCGUCUGCUUUGCUCCUUCUCUGUUUUCAUUACCAGGACAAGGACAGCGGCACAGUUGGGAUGGCAGCUCAAAGAAACCUAAGCACAAGUCAAAGGGCCACGUGAAAGCCGCCAAAGAUAUGAACGACAGUGCUGUUCAUGCAAACAACAGUCUUGCUCUGAUGAUCAAAGAGUGUGAUACACUUUUUACGAUUCCUCGUGACUACCACAUGUAUUGUCGAUUUACUCAUCUGGAGGAGGGUGACCCUGUACCGUAUGAUGAAUUAGGAAACGAUGUCGAUGGAGGUGGAAAUUAUGGUCGAUAUAUCGAUUCGUGUGUAUCUGCAUUGCUCAAGGAGUCUAGCGAUCGGUUUAGAGACUGGGUUCAUUGCAUAUCGUCCGAUAACACGGAGAUAUCGUAUAAGAAAGUCGGAGACGGUCUCCAGCUCUGGUUAUGGCGAGGAGUGACCGAAGUCGCCACCGACUCUCAACAGAUUAUGCAUCGUCUUCUCAGAGAAAGACAUCUAUGGGAUGCAGACAUCGUCAAGUGGCGAGUCAUUGAGACUCUCGAUGAGCAAAGCGAGGUAUUUGAGUACAGUGUUCAUUCUAUGGCGCCUCAUCCGACAAGAGACUAUUGCACGUUGAGAUCGUGGAGAACCGACUUACCAAACGGUGCUCGAGCAUUGGUCGAGACGUCGGUGACCCAUCCCGAAUGCAAUCAUACAAACGGACUGACCGGGACUGUAUUGGCCGCCAGAUACUUGAUCGAGCCAUUGAGUCCUACUCGAUGUCGUUUAACUUAUAUUACCCGCAUUGAUUCAAGGGGUCGUUCCGCUGAGUUUUACAACAAUGCGCUUGGACCGUACAAUGCAGCUCUAGUUAGUCGAGUUCGAGACUCCUUUGUUCCUUCAGACAGUGGGAUGGAAACUGAAGUCUAGUUUGAUAGAUUUAACUAAUAUAAUUGAGAGUUCUAAUAGAGUUAUGUAAAUAUUACUACAGAACUGGAAUGCGCAACUUUAGGGUUGGAUUGUUUUGAGUCUUGUAUUGUGUAUCUUGUAUUUUGCUAUCAUGUUAUUUGAGGUACUAAAA
Messenger RNA from Corticium candelabrum, 3600 nucleotides. RefSeq names its product stAR-related lipid transfer protein 13-like. Gene Ontology annotation, biological process: signal transduction; actin cytoskeleton organization; regulation of Rho protein signal transduction. The transcript is spliced from 17 exons. Gene Ontology annotation, molecular function: GTPase activator activity; lipid binding. Lineage: Eukaryota; Metazoa; Porifera; Homoscleromorpha; Homosclerophorida; Plakinidae. Bases 630 to 3449 code for a protein of 939 amino acids. The record is from RefSeq and is a predicted model, not a curated record.